This is a messenger RNA of Triticum dicoccoides, 1177 nucleotides long. RefSeq names its product NEP1-interacting protein-like 2. The record is from RefSeq and is a predicted model, not a curated record. Bases 210 to 878 code for a protein of 222 amino acids. Lineage: Eukaryota; Viridiplantae; Streptophyta; Magnoliopsida; Poales; Poaceae. The transcript has 5 exons.
CGGGAGAGUUGCAGCCUUGCAAGUGACUGUUUGCUAUCGUAUCCACUCCUUUAAUUUGUUUUCUUUCAACAUCGAUCUGCUUUACUUUGUCUACUUUCCACAUCUUUGUGCGCAAGGUGAGCCACGCUUCUCCGACGAGGCCGAGGCGCGUGCGCCAAAGAUAAACCCGUGCAUCUCCUCCGAUCCUCGUGGAGACCUGCAGGCGAUCGAUGGAGGGUGCCGCAGCCGGAGAGCCGGCACCGGCGGGCGUGCAUGCCGUGCCCUCCCGCAGGCUGAUCGCCGGCUUCAUCUCGGGCACGCUCAAUGGCCUCUUCGCUCUCGCUGGAGCACUAACCGGAGCAGUCACCGGCGCGCUGGCGGGCAGAGCCUCCGAUAGCGGCGUUCUCCGGGGAGCUAGAUCUGGAGCUAUCACCGGGGCUGUCCUCUCCAUCCUGGUUCUCCAGGCAUCUCGCGCCUACUGGUGCUCAGACCGGCUCGGCGCGUCAUCCAUGUCCAUGACAGAUUUCAUAGAGCAGCUCCUUCAUGCCCGGUUUGAGCAACAGCGGCUUGGAUUUUCAGCACAUACAUCACACCAGUCACAGGUCAGCAUAUCCGGCUUUGGUCAGGAUGAUGUGUAUGAAAUCUUCGGAGACAUUUCGUUGAGAGGGCUUUCGCCCGAGUCCCUGAAGAAAUUACCACACUAUGUGGUAACUGAUCAGGUCCAUAGCACAUUUCAUGAAAACCUGCCUUGCACUAUUUGUCUACAGGAUAUGGUAGCUGGCGAGACAGCAAGGAGGUUGCCGAAUUGCUCCCAUGCUUUUCACCAGCCCUGCGUGGACAAAUGGCUCUUUACCCACGGUUCAUGCCCUGUGUGUCGGCAACAUGUGCAGCGUAUAUAGGAAUACAUGCAUUUUUUACAGUCGAGUUCUCUGUCCUAGAAGGAAUAAAUUAUGUAAAGUAUUUGCUCUCAUACAUUGUAGAAAGUGAGAGGAGGGAGAGAGAGAGUAUACACACACCGCGUACUCCAAGCAAGUGGAUUUGUACAUCUGACAUUUUAUCUUACAUUCCGCGGAAAAUGUUGUGUGGAAAGAUUGAUUGUCUGCCAUAGAAUGUAUACAAGACAUUCAAUUUUACAAUGUGCUUCUGUGAUCAGACAUAAGAAAAUGAGCUAUGAUUUUGGUUUUUCAGCAGUGGAAUA